AUGCGAGAGCAGGAUCCCAGGCGCGGCAUCCGAUCAUCAAAGUUUUGUCCAUCAAAACUUGAGCUGGACUCUACGCGCUUACCCUGUUCGGAAUGGCAAGAUGUCGCGCACAGCCCACGGAAGACGUUCAACACUAGCGCAGGUCCAGGUCUCAAAGCGGGUCAGUCAAGUCAGGGUCUCGUUCUCCUCAAAGACGACGUGAUAAUGUCAGAAGAAGAUCUCGAAGCCAUUCAGCUAGGUCAGGGUCCCGAUCUCCUAGGCGACGUCGUGAGAAAACUCGUGCAAGAUCUCGAUCUCGCAGUGGUUCCGAUCACUCAUCUCCUUGUCGGUCAAGGAGAGGUGAAGUGCGCAGAAGGAGAAGUCGAUCCGACUCCGAAUCAGCCAGAUCACCAGCACGCCGAGGACGCACGCCUCCAAGAAGGCGUGAACGAUCACCUCCUAGAAGAUUUCGGUCCCCAC
Messenger RNA from Ostertagia ostertagi, 459 nucleotides. The record is from the annotation of a GenBank genome assembly. Lineage: Eukaryota; Metazoa; Nematoda; Chromadorea; Rhabditida; Trichostrongylidae.